AUGGGCGCGUCAAGACCACCAAGCACCCCUGCAUCAAAGGGUGAGCACACACCGAUGUCGACUCCUGGUGGCAGCUCAAGGGCCAAGGAGGAGAAGAUUUUUGUUACAGUGAGGGUGAGGCCACUAAGCAAGAAGGAGCUGGCUGUGAAGGAUGAUGUGGCAUGGGAGUGCGCUGAUAGCCAGACAAUCUUGUACAAGGGCCCCAUGCAGGACCGAGCUGCACCGAUGUCUUACACUUUUGAUAAAGUGUUUGGGCCAGCUUGCCAAACAGACGUGGUCUAUGAAGAGGGAGCUAAGGAUGUUGCAAUGUCUGCACUGACAGGCAUUAAUGCCACCAUUUUUGCAUAUGGGCAAACCAGCAGUGGUAAAACAUUCACGAUGAGAGGCGUUACAGAGAGUGCUGUUAGUGAUAUUUAUAGACACAUAGAUAAUACUCCUGAGAGGGAAUUUGUGAUCAAAAUAUCUGCUAUGGAAAUUUACAAUGAGAUUGUGAAGGAUCUUCUACGACCUGACUCUGCUCCCCUUCGGUUGUUAGAUGAUCCUGAGAAAGGAACCAUUGUGGAGAAGUUGCAAGAAGAAAUUGCUAAGGACAGCCAACAUCUAAGGCAUCUAAUCAGCAUUUGUGAAGAACAAAGACAGGUUGGGGAGACUGCACUAAAUGACACUAGUUCACGUUCCCACCAAAUCAUUAGGCUGACUCUCGAGAGCAGGCUCCGUGAAGUUUCAGGAUGUGUGAAAUCUUUCGUUGCUAACCUGAACUUUGUUGACCUUGCUGGAAGUGAACGAGCUGCACAAACACAUGCCAUAGGUGCAAGGUUGAAAGAGGGUUGUCAUAUAAAUCGCAGCUUGUUGACUUUGACUACUGUCAUCAGAAAGCUAAGUUCAGGGAAAAGAAGUGGACACAUACCCUACAGGGACUCGAAGCUGACACGCAUUUUACAGCUUUCUUUGGGUGGAAAUGCAAGAACAGCAAUCAUCUGUACCAUGAGCCCAGCCCUGACACAUGUAGAACAAUCUAGAAAUACUCUAUUCUUUGCAACCUGCGCAAAGGAGGUCACAAAUACUGCAAAAGUUAAUAUGGUUAUAUCAGAUAAGCAAUUGGUGAAGCACCUUCAGACAGAACUUGCUAGACUAGAAUCAGAGCUGAGGACCCCUGACCGUGGCUCCUCUUCUGAUAUCCUCAUAAUGGAAAAGGACAGGAAGAUUAGACAGAUGGAAAUUGAAAUUAAGGAGCUCAGGAAACAGCGAGAUACUGCACAGUCAGAGCUCGAAGAACUGCGGAAGAAGAAGAGUGAUCACCAGCCAGGGUGGAAUCCCUUUGACUCGCCACAAAAAGCACGAAAGUGCCUUACAUUUUCAGGAUCACUAGAGCCAAGUAACAAAAUUAAGAUGAUGAGAAGCUCAGUUAGGCAAUCAUCUACUGCUCCAUUUAUGUUAAAGCAUGAAAUCCGCAAGCUGGAGCAGCUGCAACAACAGCUUGAGGUUGAAGCAAACCGCGCCAUUGAAGUACUUCACAAAGAAGUUGAAUGCCACAAGCAUGGCAACCAGGAUGCUGCAGAAACCAUCGCUAAACUUCAGGCAGAAAUCAGGGAGAUGCAAUCUGUUAGGUCUGAGAGCAGAGACGUGGAGAUGAUUACAGAUGAAGGAAAUGGAUCUGAUUUGAAAGAUGAGAUUUCUAGACUUCAUAUGCAAGACAAUGAUAUUGCCAAACUUGAGGCGAAGUUAGAAAAUGUGCAACGGUCUAUUGACAGAUUGGUGAUGUCACUUCCAAAUGUUGCCAUGCCGUGUAAUGAGACUACCCCAAAGUCGAACAGAUCAAAGAAGAAGAAGAGGCUUCUUCUUCCUCUGGGUGUGAGCAACAACAUAAACAGAGCAAAUCUUCUCAGAGCACCUUGUUCUCCCCAUUCUUCCAGUAGGCCUUCAGAAUCAGAAGUUGAGAAUAGGGCCCCAGAGGGUGACACUAUGUCUGUUGAGGGUUCAGAAAAGGCUACUCCCACCAAGAGUGAAGAUGGAGAUAUGUCAUCUCGUGAUGAGACACCACGCUACAGGCGCUCCAGUUCAGUCAAUAUGAAAAAGAUGCAGAGGAUGUUCCAAAAUGCUGCAGAGGAAAAUGUUAGGAGCAUCAGGGCUUACGUGACUGAACUGAAGGAGCGAGUUGCAAAACUUCAGUACCAAAAGCAGCUGCUAGUCUGCCAGGUCCUAGAGUUGGAAUCUAAUGAAGGCAAGUCGAAUGGAGAGGAUAAUUCUGGGCCUCUACAGGAUGGUCCUGAUUCAUGGGACAGAAUAUUUAAGGAGCAGAUGCAGUGCAUUAUUCAUCUGUGGGAUCAGUGCCAUGUGUCGAUCAUACACAGGACCCAGUUUUACCUGUUAUUCAGGGGUGACAAGGCUGAUCAGAUAUACAUCGAAGUCGAAGUAAGAAGGCUGGUAUGGUUGCAACAACACUUUGCUGAGGUCGGCGAUGCAAGCCCUGGUGCUGUUGACGACCCUGCAGUUUCACUUAUCUCCAGUAUGAAGGCAUUGAGGAACGAGCGAGAAUUUCUCGCGAGAAGGAUGGGAUCAAGGCUGACGGACGAAGAGCGAGAGCGCCUCUUCAUCAAGUGGCAGGUGCCCCUGGACGCGAAGCAGCGGAAGCUGCAGCUGGUGAACAAGCUCUGGACCGACCCCAACGACCCGACGCACAUCGAGGAGAGCGCGGACCUGGUGGCCCGGCUGGUGGGCUUCUGCGAGGGCGGCAACAUCAGCAAGGAGAUGUUCGAGCUCAACUUUGCAGUCCCCACGAGCAAGAAGCCAUGGAUGGUGGGCUGGCAACCCAUCUCAAACAUGAUCAGGGAGAAGACCCAGCAGCUCUGGUGA
Molecule: messenger RNA, 2853 nt
Organism: Miscanthus lutarioriparius
Lineage: Eukaryota; Viridiplantae; Streptophyta; Magnoliopsida; Poales; Poaceae
Source: the annotation of a GenBank genome assembly